AUGACAAACCAAUCCGACAUACAUAUUUCAGACCGUCACCCCAGCCUGGAUGAAUUGCCCAAACCUCCCUUUUCAAAGCAUUGUAAUUGGUUGGAAAGAAAUCUACUUCUCUUGCUAACUAUUCUUGGAGUCAUUCUGGGGGCAGUGUUUGGUUGUCUUCUACGCAUGGUUCCUGACCUGGGCCCCAACUUCCUCCUCCUCGUCUCCUUCCCUGGUGACAUCCUGAUGCGAAUGCUCAAGAUGCUGAUUCUCCCGCUCGUCAUCUCCAGUUUGAUCUCAGGCCUCGCUGGUCUGGACGCUAAAUCGAGUGGGAGGAUGGGCUCCCGGGCCUUGGUGUAUUACAUGUCCACCACGGUGAUCGCCGCUGCUCUCGGUGUGGUUUUGGUGAUCGCCAUCCAUCCCGGUAACCAAAAGCUGAAGAAGCCGAUGACUGUGAUGUCCAGGAAUCCCGAAGUGUCAAGUUUGGAUGCCUUCCUGGAUCUCAUACGGAAUCUGUUCCCGGAAAACCUUGUUCAAGCAUGUUUCCAACAGGUGCAAACUGUAUCAAAGAAGGUUCUGGUCUCUCUCCCUGAUGACGCCAAGUCUGACAACUCAACCCAUGCAGUCACAGCGAAUGCUUCCUUCCCAAAUGGGACUCUACUCUCCGUCAACACCCGGCCGAACUUUGUGACAAAGAAACAACUGGAGCUGAAAUGGGGCAUGAAUGUUCUAGGCCUGAUUGGUUUCUUCAUUGCGUUUGGGAUAUCCAUGGGGAAGAUGGGUGAAAGGGCACAUAUCAUGGCCGAGUUCUUCAAUGUUCUCAACGAAAUCAUAAUGAAGCUGGUUUCGAUGAUCAUGUGGUACUCUCCCUUGGGAAUCGCCUCCCUGAUCUGCGGGAAGAUUGCGGCCAUCAAGGACCUGGAAGUGGUUGCUCAGCAACUUGGCAUGUACAUGGUGACAGUGAUCGUGGGCCUUGUUAUUCACGGCGCCUUCAUUCUCCCCUGCAUCUACUUCCUCAUCACCAGGAAGAACCCUCUCACCUUCUGCGGUGGGAUAUUUCAGGCUUGGAUCACGGCUCUCGGCACUGCCUCCAGUGCGGGUACGCUGCCUGUGACCUUUCGCUGUCUCGAAGAGAACCUGCAGAUUGACAAGCGGGUGACCCGAUUUGUGCUGCCCAUUGGUGCGACCAUAAAUAUGGAUGGGACAGCGCUGUACGAAGCAGUGGCGGCCAUCUUCAUUGCCCAGAUGAACGGGAUCACACUGGACCCUGGGCAGAUAAUAACAGUCAGCCUGACGGCCACCUUGGCAAGUGUGGGAGCAGCCAGUAUUCCCAGCGCUGGCCUAGUGACCAUGCUGCUCAUCCUGACAGCAGUGGGCCUUCCUACUGAGGACGUCAGCCUGCUCAUUGCCGUUGACUGGCUCCUCGAUCGUAUGAGGACGUCGGUGAAUGUGGUGGGUGACUCAUUCGGAGCUGGGAUAGUUCACGAUCUCUCCAAAUUAGAAUUGGCAGCCAUUGAUGCCCAGCACGCGGAUCAAAACGACUUGGAGAUGGUCAAACUCCGGCCAACGCUUGACAAUGAAAAGAACUACAAGAUGGAGAUUACCCCCCUGCUUCCAUACGCAGGAUACAACUCAAUCCCAACUGACGAUUAUGAAACCACGGACGUCAGGAAUGAUGGAGCUGAGCAGGAUGACAAUGAACCAGGCGAGCUGAAGGAGCCCGAAGAAUUGAAUAACAAAGAAUCAAAAAAACCUACCUAA
Molecule: messenger RNA, 1740 nt
Organism: Hemiscyllium ocellatum (epaulette shark)
Lineage: Eukaryota; Metazoa; Chordata; Chondrichthyes; Orectolobiformes; Hemiscylliidae
Product: excitatory amino acid transporter 2-like
Exons: 10
Coding region: 1-1740 (579 amino acids)
Biological process (GO): L-glutamate transmembrane transport
Cellular component (GO): plasma membrane
Molecular function (GO): neutral L-amino acid transmembrane transporter activity; glutamate:sodium symporter activity; L-glutamate transmembrane transporter activity
Source: RefSeq, a predicted model, not a curated record